This is a messenger RNA of Striga asiatica, 2786 nucleotides long. NCBI's taxonomy places the organism in Eukaryota, Viridiplantae, Streptophyta, Magnoliopsida, Lamiales, Orobanchaceae. The record is from the annotation of a GenBank genome assembly.
CUUAACUCAUCUAUAUAUGAACUCCAAUCUGGAAUUGCUGCCUACCUUCUCCUAGGGUUUUGAAGUAGGGCAAUAAGCUGCAGCUCUGAGGUAAUAUCCUCCAAAUUUCAUCUCGAGGAAUUUUCAUGUCGAGAUAAAUGUUUUCAACAAUUAGUUGGUAUCUUUGUAUGCGCAUAUUACAGUUCUAUACUCACUAUGAAGAGUUUGUGUGCGGGUCAAAUCGAUGAAGAGUGCCGUAUAUUUAUCAGCUUUUAGCUGAGAUCUGUUGUUGAUUUAAUGAAUUUAUUUGGUGAUCUGUGUUGCGUUAUUCUUGGCAUAGAUUUAACUAUACUGUCGUGUUGUUGGAUGACCAUUGGAAUCUUGCCCAUGUUUUAUUUAGGUGAAUACUUUCAAUUUUCAUGGCGUGCUGUUGACAUUCAGUCUUCGUUAAAUAGCUCAUUGAUUUCUUUAAAUCAACUUUUUAGAUACGUGACAUUGGUUGUAGAAUUUUAUUCUCCCCAUGUCUUGACUUUUUGAUGGAUGGGCUGAUAACUUUGUAUCGUUGUGAUGAUUGAAAUGUACUCCCAUAAAUAACCUUACUAAUCAAGGCUGGAGUCUCAAAAGGGUUCUUCUUGCCAAUGCCCCGUUAUUGGGGUGUUGCAAAGAAACACCAAAGGAGCCCGAGAAUUGGCAUACUAAACAGUUGCCAUAGGCCUUUGGUUUGGGGACAUUUCAUUUCAUUUGCAAAGAAUACGGAUUUAGUCCUCUGUCCUAAGUCAUAACUUGGUUUCUGUUCUUUUUGCUUUGUGCUUUCAAAUUUAACGUAACUAAUUUGGUAGAUGUUCUUUUGUUGCUGUACUUUUGAAGAUUUUUAAUGAGCGCAUAAUAAAGUUUCAUGUGAUUUGGUGACAUAAUAUGGUUGAGAAAAGCAUUCGACUAUUCUGUGAUAAUCUGCUCAUUUUGUGCUAAUAAUGAAACUUUGCUAUUUGAACUGUGAAAAAUUCAAUCCUAUUUUUUAUUGUUAGAUCAACACAAACCAUCCAACAGUAAAAGUCUGGUGAAGGUAGUACCUUCACCUGUGUAGGGUCGAAUUUGCCCAGAAUUGCCAUGUGGAUGGAGCAAAAAUUCAUGGUGGACUGUUUUGAAUGUUUCUGAUAUAGUUGGUUCUUGUAUUUAAAUUUAUGACAUUAUUCUCAUUACGUAUAACCUUCAUUAUAUGUCUAUAAUGUCCAUGAAAUAGAUUGUGGUUGUGCUCGUGAUUAUUAUUGUGAGAAAUGAAUUUAAAGUGUACUAGUCUUGCAGAAUUUAGAACAAUGUCUCACCGAAAGUUUGAACACCCAAGGCACGGAUCUUUGGGAUUUCUUCCAAGGAAAAGAGCCUCUCGUCACAGAGGAAAAGUGAAGGCUUUUCCCAAAGAUGACCCAACAAAAGCUUGUAGGCUCACUGCUUUUCUUGGUUACAAAGCUGGGAUGACACAUAUUGUGCGUGAAGUUGAAAAACCUGGAUCAAAACUCCACAAGAAGGAAACAUGCGAGGCAGUGACAAUCAUAGAAACACCACCAAUGAUUGUUGUUGGGGUUGUGGGUUACGUAAAAACACCACGUGGCCUCCGUUGUCUGAAUACUGUUUGGGCCCAACAUCUCAGUGAGGAUGUGAAGAGGAGGUUCUACAAAAAUUGGUGCAAGUCCAAAAAGAAGGCGUUCACCAAAUACUCCAAGAAAUUUGAAAGUGAAGAAGGGAAGAAGGACAUCGAUGCCCAGUUGGAGAAAAUGAAGAAGUACUGCACAGUCAUUCGUGUCUUGGCUCACACACAGAUACGCAAGAUGAAAGGUCUCAAACAGAAGAAAGCCCACCUGAUGGAAAUUCAGGUCAAUGGUGGAGAUGUUGCCAAGAAGGUUGAUUUUGCAUAUGGAUUUUUUGAAAAGCAGAUUCCAGUUGAGGCCGUCUUCCAGAAGGAUGAGAUGAUUGACAUCAUUGGGGUGACCAAAGGUAAGGGGUAUGAAGGUGUGGUGACUCGUUGGGGUGUAACCCGACUUCCCAGGAAAACCCACCGUGGGCUCCGCAAGGUUGCAUGUAUUGGUGCUUGGCAUCCUGCUAGGGUUUCAUUCACUGUGGCCAGGGCUGGUCAGAAUGGGUAUCAUCAUAGGACAGAGGUGAACAAGAAGAUAUACAAACUGGGGAAGGCUGGACAGGAAUCUCAUUCUGCCAUGACUGAAUUUGAUAGGACUGAGAAGGACAUCACACCAAUGGGAGGGUUCCCACACUAUGGUGUGGUGAAAGGUGACUAUCUAUUGAUUAAGGGGUGCUGUGUGGGCCCCAAAAAGCGUGUGGUGACCUUGAGGCAGUCACUGUUGAACCAGACUUCGAGGGUUGCCUUGGAAGAUAUCAAACUCAAGUUCAUCGACACAUCCUCCAAGUUUGGACACGGCCGCUUCCAGACAACUGAUGAGAAGGCCAAGUUUUUUGGCAGGCUCAAGGCCUGAGGUCAAUAAAUUCUUUUUCUCUGGGAAUGUUAUUCAUUUUUCUUGUUUCAAGUUUUUGAAUUUUGAAACUGCGGAAAGAAUGUUCUUUCGAAGUUUGGAACCUUAAAUGGAAUUUUUGUUAUUCUUCAUCCUAGUGUUUGGAAACCUUAAAUGGAAGUUCUGUUUUCGUAGUCCGGAGUCUGGCUUAGUCAAUAAACCAAUAUACUAUUUUUUUUACAAGUAUACGUAAUGUGUUAUAUUUUAAAACACGAACAAAUCUGAGUUGAAAUACUUGAUAGACUAAAUUAUGAUUUGUACUUUAAAACACAAACAAAUCAGAGUUGA